AAACGUCCAAUCCAAUUCUCAUGGAGCCUCGACUGACCUAAUAGUAUACAGACAGAAUGUUGGAUUCAGAUGGCUCUACGUCAUAUCUGGACAGUCUUUUUUUUGAGAAACCUAUUGUUCAUGAAGUAAGGCCUUUACGGCAAGAGACGAGUCAAUGGCAGGUGGAGAUACCUCCGUCUUUGUCUCAGAUCCCUGGUACUCAGGACAUGCAGAAGGAGGCUUUCUCUUUUUUACAUUGUUUUUCACAGGCACCUCAACAAAAGAAAUUUGCUCCCCGUUUUAAAAAGUCUUCUGACUUGAACAUCUUGCCAUCAGUCAGCAAACUUUCCUACAAUCUUAACACUGAUGACCAUGAAACUGAAGUUGGUCAAAGUAGUGUCACCCAAGGCUGUAACUCUCCUGCUGAUCUGUGGGGAGGUAAGGGCUUCAGGGAGUUUUUUGAAGCUGGCAGUACCAGAGCCAAAACCCCACAGGCCUCUGGGCAUAUCAUUGAUGAUGGGAAGAUUCUGUCCCUGGAUGACAGUGAAAGCCCUUUCCUGCGAAGAAGCCUGUUUAAAUCUCAGAUGCUGGGUAAUGGAGGUGACUUAUCAAACACCUGUAGUGUCAGUCAAACAGCAUUUCGACCUCAAAGUUUUCCUGGGCAAGUUGCCAUGGCUACAGCCCCACCGGUACCACCUCCUCCGCUCCAGCCGCUACGCACGACAAUGCGCCAGGCGGUCCGCCCAAUGCCCCCCACAGACUCACCCCUCCAACCAGCGCCAGAGAUCGGGGACACAAAGAGAGUGCUAGUCCCUCCCAUGACACCUCAGCCCCUCUGCAUACAAGGUGGGUCAGCAGCUGGAGUGUUGAGAUCAGUGGCCGAAGUACCAUCCAAGUUCAGAAGUGUCUUUGACUUCCCCUUCUUCAACUAUGUACAGUCCAGCGCUUUAGAUGAUGUUUUUUACACUGGGAGGAACUUUGUGGCCUCAGCUCCGACUGGAUCUGGGAAAACUGUGUUGUUUGAGCUGGCCAUCAUUCGUCAGCUUAUGGAGACCUCAGAGCCAUGGGCUGACUUCAAGGCUGUAUACAUGGCACCUAUCAAGGCCUUGUGCAGUCAGUGCUUCGAGAACUGGAAAAGGAAGUUCGGCCCACUGGGACUGAAGUGCAAAGAACUGACGGGAGACACACAGAUCGAUGACUUCUUCGAGAUUCAAGAUUCACACAUCAUCCUGACCACUCCUGAAAAGUGGGACAGCAUGACAAGGAAAUGGAAGGAUAACUGUCUGCUGGAGCUGGUCAGACUUUUCCUUAUUGAUGAGGUUCAUGUGGUGAAAGAUGCGACCCGUGGAGCCACUCUGGAGGUGGUGGUGAGUCGCAUGAAGACGGUGAAUGCCUACAGGAGCGCUCAGGACCCAGAGGGCACCGCAUCCAUGAGGUUUGUGGCGGUCUCGGCCACAAUCCCAAAUAUCACUGAUAUCGCAGACUGGUUGUGUGACAACAGCGGUCCGGCCACUUACCUGAACAUGGACGAGAGCCACCGCCCGGUAAAGCUGAGGAAGGUGGUGCUGGGGUUUCCCUGUAAUCCGAGUCAGACCGAGUUCAGGUUUGACCUGACUCUAAACUACAAGAUGGCCAACAUCAUCCAGACCUACUCAGACCAUAAGCCCACUUUAGUGUUUUGUACGACUCGGAAAGGAGCCCAACAGGCAGCUGCAGUUUUGGCAAAGGAUGCUCGGUUUCUGCUGACUGUGGAGCACAAGCAGAGGCUCAUACAGUAUGCCAACUCUAUUUUGGACUCCAAACUAAGAGACAUGAUGGUGCUUGGAGUGGGCUAUCAUCACGCUGGAGUAGAUUUGUCAGAUAGGAAGUUGAUCGAAACAGCCUUCACUAAGGGAGAUCUUCCAGUUCUUUUUACUACCAGGACUUUAGCAAUGGGGGUGAAUCUUCCCGCUCACUUGGUGGUGAUAAAGUCCACGAUGCAGUAUGUGGGCGGAGCCUGUGAGGAGUACAGUGAGGCCGACCUGCUGCAGAUGAUUGGUCGAGCUGGACGUCCACAAUUUGACACUUCAGCGACUGCUGUGAUCAUGACCAAGAACCAAAACAAAGACAAGUAUAUGUCUCUAAUGAAUGGGAUGGAGAUCAUUGAAAGCAGUUUACACAGUAACUUAGUGGAGCACCUAAACGCUGAAAUUGUCCUCCACACCAUAAGUGACGUGAACAUGGCUUUAGACUGGAUCCGCUCUACUUUUCUCUACAUCCGAGCUCUAAAGAACCCCAGACACUAUGGUUUCUCUCCUGAUUUGGACAGACGAGGGAUUGAGUCCAAGUUACAAGAACUAUGCCUCAAAAACCUGAACGCUCUGUCAUCCAUCGAGCUGAUUCACAUGGAUGAAGAUAUCAACAUUAAGCCCACAGAGCCCGGGCGGCUGAUGGCUCGUUAUUGCGUUGCUUUUGAGACGAUGAAACAGUUCAGCCAAAUUUUAGGCACAGAAACUCUGUCUGACCUGACCCAGCUGGUGUCAAAAAGCAAAGAAUUCAGUGACAUCCAGCUGCGCAUGAAUGAGAAAAGGCUGCUGAACACUUUGAACAGGGACAAGAACCGCACCACCAUUAGGUUCCCAAUGGAAGGAAAGAUCCGAACCAAUGACAUGAAAGUGAACUGUUUGAUCCAGGCUCAGUUCGGCUCCAUCACCAUCCAGGAGUUUGGACUGACCCAGGACACAGCAAAGAUCUUCAGAACUGGGCUGCGCAUUGGGAGAUGUUUGUGUGAAUAUUUAAGUCUGAAGUUGAAGACAGGUUUCUCUGCUGUGCACGGAGCUCUCAUCCUCUCCAAGUGUCUCAGAGCCAAACUGUGGGAGAACUCUCCCUUUGUCUCCAAACAACUAGAGAAGAUAGGCCCGAGUCUGUCCGCUGCCAUGGUCAACGCUGGACUCACUACUUUCAGCAAAAUUGAGGAUACUAAUGCCAGAGAGAUAGAACUGAUCUUAAACCGGCAUCCACCAUUUGGAAACCAGAUCAGAGAAGCUGUCAUUCACCUGCCUAAAUACGAGCUAGCCAUCGAACAGCUCCCCCGCUACAGCCCCACCACUGCAGAGAUAGUGGUUAAAGUCAACUUAAAAAAUCUCUCCCAACUGCAAACUAAAAGAACAGCCUCUGACCAGCACUACAUGUCUCUCAUCAUCGGAGACGCAGACAACAAUGUGGUCUAUCUACAGAAAGUCACGGACUUGGUGCUGUUAAAAGGCGGGUUAUGGUCAAAGCGCAUUGAACUGAGCAGAGCCUCAAAAGGAUCAGAGAUCAGUGUGCACCUCAUUAGCUGUGAUUAUGUGGGAUUGGAUGUUCAGCACAAGUUCAGCGUGUUUUACUCUGGAGCAGCCAGCGAAAGUGUUUCUAAACCAAGACACACACAAAAUACCCCACAAACAACAGUGAGAAGAGAGCACAGAGAAUAUGGCACUGUUCCACAAGAUUUGGGCAUAAUGAGAGAGUGCAACCACUUUUGCAAGAACAAGGACCUCUGUGCCCACGACUGCUGUAAAAUAGGAGUAACCAUUCCAAAGAGGCGAGCUGCAAAACCGGAGUUCUCUUCAUAUUUGAAUGACCUGAAAACGAGAUGUGACACAAUGAUCCAGACUCCAGCCAAACGCCUGAAGAUGAAAAUGGAGACGGAGGAACCAGCCUAUAGCAGAAUGCAGGAGUAUGCCUAUCAACCCAAAGACAAAAUGCAGAUUGUGCCAAGAUAUCAAGGAAGUUCGGAUGAGGUCCCGUCCAGACCUUACAUUGAGACUGUGGAUUUGACACAAGAACAGGACUCACACAACUUUUAUGAUGAUCACGAAGAAGUUGAAGUCUUUGACCAGAAGCCUCCCAUUUAUGAAACAUACCAAAAAGGAGUCGCCAUGGAUCAGUCCUACAUUCCUACACCCAGUACUAGAUGGCCGGCAGCAGAUCCCAUCCAGGAUCUACACUAUCAACAGAGUUCUCAAAUUCCAAAUAUCAACUUCGACCUUGGAAACCAGUGGGAUGAGUUUGACGAGGAGAACUUGAUCAACACCAGCGAAACAUUAGGAAGUGCCCCAUUUUUACAAUACAACAAAACAGGCUUUGUUGCUCCGUCAGUGCCCUGUGUGACAUCUUUUGCAACACCAGUGAGGUCAUCUGUCUGUAAGAUUAAGACUGAUCUGCCCAGUCCUCGGCUUUCUCCAUCAGCCAGCAGACUCACUCUUAACUUAAGUAAAAAGAUAUUUGGACAAACGCCGGGAAUAUUUGGAGAUGAGGUGACAGUAAAAACUCCAGAAAUCACCCAACGUCAGAUACCGCUGACGAACAGCUUUGGUUUCUUCUCAAAAGUGAAUAAUACACCAGUAUAUGACCAGUCAACGGAGAUCAACAGUGUUGUGAUUAAAGAAGAGGACGCAUUUCUUGGAAUUUUUGAUGGAAUAUUUUAGCUCUGCAUGUGUAUUUAAACUACUGUUCUUUAUGAUUCUAAUGGUUCACUUUACAUAUUUAUUUAUUUAUUUAUUUGUUUGUUUGUUAUACUCAUUGAUAUUUAACCAAGUGUUUGC
Molecule: messenger RNA, 4544 nt
Organism: Boleophthalmus pectinirostris (great blue-spotted mudskipper)
Lineage: Eukaryota; Metazoa; Chordata; Actinopteri; Gobiiformes; Gobiidae
Gene: hfm1
Product: helicase for meiosis 1
Exons: 40
Coding region: 57-4427 (1456 amino acids)
Molecular function (GO): ATP binding; nucleic acid binding
Source: RefSeq, a predicted model, not a curated record